CUGCGCCGCCGCCGCGGCGACGAGGCGCCGCGCCCGCGCGGCGUCGGCGGGGCCGCCCUUGCCCGCGGCGACCAUGCAGCCGAGGCGGAACUGGGCCUCCGCGUAGCCGCCGUCGGCCGCGGUCUCGAGCCAUCGCGCGGCGCUCGCCUCGUCGCGCGCGACGCCGCCGCGGCCGUCGGCGAGGAGCGCGGCGUACUGGACCUGCGCCUGCACCUUGCCGAGCUCCGCGGACCGCACGAGCAGCCGCAGCGCCUCGCCCCGGCCGCGUCGGCGUCGUACUCGCAGCGGCCCCGCAGCUCCGCCGCCGACUCGGCCAUCCCGGAGAAGGUGCGGUGACGAGCGGCCCAGGUCGAUCGAUCGAGCGGGGCUGAGAUGCGGGGCUGCCUCCCGACAAAGGCACCAUGCCCUGCACCAUCGUGAUCGAUGACGACGAUGGGCAGCCUCGCGCUGGCCAUGUUGCUCAUCGCGCGCGUGCGGCCGCAGGCCAUGGGCGACGGCGUGAGCAAGUACACGCUGCCCUGCAACGCGCCGGAGGCGCCCAUGCAAUGGAUGGAGAAAUACCUGCCCGUCAUCACCUCGAGCGACUCCUGCGAGGGCGCGGCCGACGACUGGCUCGGCGUCGACAACGACUGCGUCUGCUCGACGGCGAACGAGACGCUGGAGACCGUGGCCCAGGGCCGCGUCCAGCUCUACGGCGACCGCGGCUUCGGGUUGCACCUCGUGAACACGUCGUUCAAGCUCACGACCGGCGGCCUGAGCGUCGCGGCCGUGGAGGCCGUCUUCGAGGAGCGGCUCAACGACAUGGACCACUUCGACGCGUACAUGGACUACAGCGUCGCGUUCUACGCGCCGCCGACGGGCCCGCGCGCGCUCGACGCCUUCGUCGAGGCCUUCGACGCCGACAACGUGUCGUACUACCCGUACCGCUGGACGAACGGGACGAGCGGCAACGCGUCGACCUUCUACGGCCUCUUUGUCCACGUGCCGGCGUCCAUGCUCGUCAUCGAGCUCAUGAGCAACGCGUCGGCGCACCUCGCGAACGCGACGAUCCUGGAGCGGCGCAUGUCGCCGCGCGCGAUCGACUACGCGUUCUCCGACGCUUAUCAAGCCGACUACUUGGCGAACCAGACCCUCAAGGUCGUCUCCGUCUCGCGCGCGACGGCGGACCUCGACGCCAUGGUCGCGUUCUACGGCGCGCUCAACGUGUCGGCGACCUACGCCUACGACUCGCCCGAGGUCCGCAAGGCGUGCUUCCGCUGGUGGUCCGCGGACGUCGAGGUCUGCUACGCGGAGCGGUCCGAGAUCACGAGCUUCUACACGGUCGCCGACUUCGAGGCCAUGCUGAACGCGGUCCACGCGGACCUCCUCGGCCCGAACCCGAACUGCCAGCUCGACAAGCGCGCGGCGGC
Messenger RNA from Aureococcus anophagefferens, 1409 nucleotides. Its product is annotated as expressed protein. The record is from RefSeq and is a predicted model, not a curated record. The annotation marks the transcript as partial. The transcript has 5 exons. Lineage: Eukaryota; Pelagophyceae; Pelagomonadales; Pelagomonadaceae.